Fonsecaea multimorphosa CBS 102226 is the source of this 936-nucleotide messenger RNA. RefSeq lists its product as uncharacterized. The transcript has a single exon. The coding region runs from base 1 to 936 and encodes 311 amino acids. Gene Ontology annotation, biological process: tRNA-type intron splice site recognition and cleavage; tRNA splicing, via endonucleolytic cleavage and ligation. Gene Ontology annotation, molecular function: tRNA-intron lyase activity; nucleic acid binding. Lineage: Eukaryota; Fungi; Ascomycota; Eurotiomycetes; Chaetothyriales; Herpotrichiellaceae. The record is from RefSeq and is a predicted model, not a curated record. Gene Ontology annotation, cellular component: tRNA-intron endonuclease complex.
AUGGAGUCCGCAGCGGAUCUGGGGUUCGACUACACCCCCGAACUCCCAGUGCCGAUCUCCUUAAUUGGUGGCCGACAUCUGGUCUUUGACAUCAAGAUUGCGACUUACCUCCGCCGGGAGCAUAAUAUAUGUGGCAUAGCAAUCGGCGCUUUACCCAUCAGUCCCUCUCAGAAUCUAUUUCUCGGGGUACCCAUUGAGAUCAUGCCGGAAGAAGCUCAGUUACUAGUUGAACGAGGGGUCGGCGUUGUUGUUGACGACGCUCGAGCUCACGAUCAAGCCGUUCAGUCAAGAGACCUAGCUCGACGCGCUGAUUACCUGGCAAGAGUGGAGAAGCAGUCUAAGCAAGUCAAGCAGGCCAAGGAUCGGGAGAACGAGGAGUCCCGGAGGCGAGGUUUGGCCAAACAGGCAAAAGCUUUGACCCCAUCAUCUGGUCCCACGCAAGGCGGACGUAAUGCUGAGCACGCCGACGUUGAUGAUAGCGAGGCGGCGCAAGAUGCUGAAGACACCGCCCUGGAGAGCCAGGCGCUUUUUCAAGACGACUCUCCAGUCAAAGUUUUGCCUGCUACUGCCACAUCGAACACCUAUGCAGUCACCCCAGCCACAUCCCGACUGCUCCUUCCGUCACCCCCAGCGUCUGGAUCGCCAAUAAAGAAUCUUCCGUCGUCUUACCCUCUCUACAGGCAUCUCCACGACAAAGGCUUCUUCAUGACCCCUGGUCUCCGAUUCGGGUGCCAAUACACUGUUUAUCCUGGCGACCCUCUCCGAUUCCAUUCCCACUUCCUGGCCGUGGGCACUGAGUGGGAUGCAGAGAUUGAUCUCAUGGACAUUGUAGGCGGAGGUAGACUGGGAACUGGCGUGAAGAAAGGCUUCUUGCUGGGCGGAGCCAGUCCAACAGGAGAUGUAAGGACUUUCAGCGUCGAGUGGGCGGCGAUGUAA